Cyphellophora europaea CBS 101466 is the source of this 1737-nucleotide messenger RNA. RefSeq lists its product as uncharacterized. The transcript has 5 exons. Bases 1 to 1737 code for a protein of 578 amino acids. Gene Ontology annotation, biological process: amino acid transmembrane transport. Lineage: Eukaryota; Fungi; Ascomycota; Eurotiomycetes; Chaetothyriales; Cyphellophoraceae. The record is from RefSeq and is a predicted model, not a curated record. Gene Ontology annotation, molecular function: amino acid transmembrane transporter activity. Gene Ontology annotation, cellular component: membrane.
AUGGGUGUCUUUAGUCGAGACAAGAAGGGGAGCGGCGAGAGCUCGCCCUCCCCCGUCCCUCAAGACGGUCACGAUGUGCAGGAGGGCUUUCUCGCCGAGAACGCCGACCACCUCAAGCGCAACUUGAAUAAUCGUCAAAUCCAGCUGAUUGCCAUCGGCGGCUCCAUCGGAACGGCGCUGUUCGUCAGUAUCGGUGGUGGUCUAUACCGCGCUGGUGCCGCUGGCCUGCUCCUCGGCUACCUGUUUCAAAGCCUUGUCCUGGCCAUGGUCAAUAACUCUGUCGCGGAGAUGAGCACGGCAUACCCAGUCAGUGGUGGUUUUAUUCGCUUGGCCGGCAAAUGGGUAGACGAGGCCUUCGGUUUCAUGAUCGGGUGGAACUUCUUCUUCUACGAAGCCCUUCUCAUUCCCUUCGAGAUCUCGGCUUUUACCCUGGUACUGUCAUUUUGGAGCGACAAGGUCACUGAACCGGGACCUGUAGCUGGCGUCGUUACAGGCGUCAUCAUCUGCUAUGCCUUCAUCAACAUCAUGGCUGUCGGAGCUUAUGGCGAGGCCGAAUUCUGGCUCUCUGGCGGCAAGGUUAUCUUGAUCUUCUCACUGUUUUUCUUCACAUUCAUUACUAUGGUUGGCGGCAACCCACAGGGCGACGCUUACGGCUUCCGUUACUGGAAGAACGGCGGCGCGUUCCGAGAGCAUAUCACCACCGGAGAUCUCGGCAGAUUCGAAGGUUUCCUUGCCGGCCUAACCUCCGCCCUGUUCACUGUUGUUGGGCCCGAAUACAUCUCCAUGGUGGCUGCCGAGGCCAAGCGCCCACGAGUCUACAUCAAAGCGGCCUUCAAGAUGGUCUACCUUCGCUUUGGUAUCUUCUUCAUUGGUGGUGCUCUUGCCGUGGGUAUCGUGUGCAGCUCCCGCGACCCAGCUCUUGAGGAAGUUGUUCUCGGUGGGAGCAAUGGUUCUGCUGGUGCCUCGCCAUACGUCAUUGCGAUGAAGAACAUGGGCAUUGGUGUUUUUCCCCACAUCGUCAACGCUCUCAUGUUGACCUCGAUCUUCUCUGCUGGAAACACCUACACCUAUUGCGCCGUCCGCACCUUGUACGGUCUCGCGCUCGAAGGCAGAGCUCCUCGAUUCCUCACCCACUGCACAAAAAAGGGUGUGCCGAUUUAUUCGUUUCUCGUGGUCAUGAUUUUCCCUCUGCUCUCCUUCUUGCAAGUCUCCAACAGCUCGUCAAUCGUCAUUACCUGGUUUGCCAAUUUGGUCACAGCAGGAGGUCUGAUUGACUUCUUCUCCAUGUCCGUCACGUACAUCUUCUUCUACCGCGCCUGCAAAGCUCAAGGUCUCGACCGCAAGACUCUGCCUUAUGUCGGCUGGUUCCAACCUUACUGCGCUUACUUCGGCGCCAUUUGGAUGUUUGUCGUCGCCUGCUAUUAUGGCUACACCUCGUACCUGCCAUGGUCCGUCUCCAGCUUCUUCUCCAACUACACGAUGCAGCUGUUCAUCCCACCGCUAUACAUCAUCUGGAAGGUCGUCAAGAAGACCAGAAUCGUGCGACCUCACGAAGCGGAUCUCGUCUGGGAAAGGCCAGUCGUCGAUGCGUACGAGGCGACCUUCUUGGACCCUCCUGUCGGAUUCUGGCGCGAGAUGGGACAGAUCAUUGGACUUGCCAAGAUCAAGGGCGGAAAUGACAAGCGACGCCCGAGUGUUGCUCCUAUCGAGGAGGAAAGCCAGCGCUACGAGAAAUGA